Jatropha curcas is the source of this 2652-nucleotide messenger RNA. Lineage: Eukaryota; Viridiplantae; Streptophyta; Magnoliopsida; Malpighiales; Euphorbiaceae. The record is from RefSeq and is a predicted model, not a curated record.
ACAGAGUUAUUGACUCUCAGUUCAUCAGCUGAUACAAGUCAUGCUUUCAUUAGCUGCUGGGAAGAAUCUUAUUACAUUGUAUUAAUUUCUUCCUUUUCAAGGAAAUGGCAAUAAUCUGAAGAUCUCAAAUUAUAUGUAUAAUAAUUUGUUGAGCUUCUAAUUCCAAUCACCAAAAAACCACAGUCCCUGUAAUCACAUAGGGAUAUGGAACACCAAGCUAUUACUAUUGAUGAACAUGUUGAGGAAGGAGAGAAUUUGAGUAACUUGAAAAGGAAAGGGAAAUCCUUAACAAGUGAUGCAAGUUCAAGCCUAACUAAUGAAGAGGAGCAAAAUCAGCAAGUCCAAGAAAUUCAAGCAUUGUCAAACCUAAAUCAAGAACAUGACUAUCAAAUUCCUGCACCACCUGAAAUUCAAAUCCAAAGCCAAGAGGAACUUGAACUAGAAGAAUCAGCUUUAAAGAAUUCUUUAUUUCUUAUGGAGCGUCGUCUUCGGGAAAGGCGUCAACUAGUGAAACAAGGAAAUGGUAUGACUUCAUCUAUCUUCAGGCUUCCUUCGAGUCUUGUUGAAAUCAAUCCACAUGCUUCAAAGCCUGAGCUUGUAUCAAUAGGACCUUAUCAUAGAGGUAAAGAUCAUUUACUUGAGUUCGAAGAGCAUAAAUGGCACUUCCUUGAAAAGUUCCUUUCUCGAUCGAGUCUUUUCGGAAAGGGCUUACGCCACUAUUUUAGCAGAUUAAAGAAAGAGGAAGGGAAUGUCAGAGACUGCUACUCAGAAAUUAUUCCAAUGUCAAGUCAUGACUUCAUUGAAAUGAUAUUGCUUGAUGGUUGCUUCAUUCUUGAACUUUUACGCCAUCUCAACCAUGGCGUAGACACAAUCGAGGAAGAUGAUCCAAUCUUCACAAGACCCUGGUUGAUCCCAGUUCUCGUCAGGGAUCUCCUGAAGCUUGAGAAUCAGCUUCCUUAUUUUGUUCUAGACUUGCUAUAUCAAUUAUCUGGUAGUGGUAGUGACUUAAAAGAAGAAAUACGUCCCUUACCUAUUCUUGCCUUGAGAGCCUUUGAUCUAGCCUUUCCAAGACCCAUGGAAAAUUUCAACAGAUUCUUGCUCUACAAAGGUGAGCAUUUACUUCACCUACUUUAUUCAAGUCUUGUUACUUCAAACUCGGUAACCCAUUGUACUGAUUUUGAGGAAUAUUUCCCAUCAGAUCAGUCAAUACAAUGUGUCACACAACUUAGACAAUCAGGAAUAAAGUUUAAGUCCAGAAAAGGAGGAGACAGUUUCUUGGAUAUAAAUUUCCAAAAUAGAGUGCUACAAAUUCCAUCUAUUACCAUCAAUGACUUCACAAGUACACUUCUCAUAAACUGUGUAGCUUUAGAAAAAUGCCAAGAUAAGAGAUUGAAUUACUUCACAGAUUAUGUAUCUUUCAUGAGUUGUCUCAUCAGCAAACCAAGAGAUGUAGCAUUCCUUUGCUACGACGGAAUCAUCAAUAGGUUUUCAAAAGAUGACAAAUACGUUGCUGAUCUUUUCACUAAUCUUGGACAGAAUGCUGAUUUCAAUGUUAGAGAUUGUUAUCUUUCUAAGCAAUUCAAAGAAGUUGAGUCUUACUACAGCAGCAAUUGGGCAACUGUGAGACGAACUUACUUUAGCAGUCCAUGGUCAUUUAUCUCAUUGUCCUCUGCCAUCAUCCUCCUAGUUCUUACAAUGAUUCAGAGUGUAAUGUCUGUCUUAAGUUACAAGUGGUCGUUAGUAUAAGAUAAUCUUAGGUAUGCUGCAAGGUCUCGUUUAGAAUUAAUGUUGUAAUCGAUUAUCUGUUGAAAAACCACCUCCCAGCCCCCAGGGAUGGUAUUGUUUUCAAGUUAUCAUUUUCUUGCCUAGCAAAGUUCCUGACAAUUGUUCUACUGUAAUAUCUCCUACACUUUUAUUCUUUGUUAUCAUAACAUUGCUAAUUUUAAGGUGGAUUAUAAUGGCAUGUGAAGGAAGCUGAUGUCAGAGGGACCAAUAAGUGAACUCAGUUUUUACUCUGCUGAAGUUGUUCUCAAAAUAACCAAAAGGAACCAAGUAUCAUGUUGCUUAAAGAAAGGAGUCCUAGAGUUAACUCACCGAUCUCUGCAAAUGGCUAAAACAAGAUUAUGGGUGUGGCUAUUAUUCAAAAACUUCCUUCCCUCCAGCAAUAACAGAUUCUUAUUAAAAAGGUGAAAAUUCUCUUUGGAGAAGGUCUUUUUUUAUUUUUUUUUUUCUGAGAGGUUUGGUGGUAGAAAGAUGCUAAAAUCUGCGAAAUUUAGCUUUGUUUUGCAAUCCUAUGGAACUUUGGGAUGGAGGGGAACAAGCAAUUUUGCAGAAACUACUUCUGUCCUCUAAUUUGCUGUGGGAUAAGAUGGUUUUUAUGUCUUCUUUGUGAGCGUCUGCUUUAGAAGCUUGUACUGGAGUUCCUGCAAUUGUAGUUCAGCUAGGUUAGGAUGACAUCUCAAAAAAUAGCUAUUCUAUCUAGACUACUAUCCUUGAACUUUGGAGGAAAAAGAAAAUGAAAAGAUAACAACUCAACUAGCUUUGAUACAAGUAAGAUUAGUUCAUAUUUUUAUUUAAUGUUUUUUGGUCAAUUUUUAAUUGUAUUAUUAUUGUACCCAAUUUCCAAGUUAGUAACUUAUAAGUUUUACUCUA